AUGCUGCGUCCGCUGCUGCUCGCCGCGCUCUGUCUUGCCGGCCGGCUCGGCCCGAGCGGCGGCUGCCAGCUGCCCUCCGAGUGGAGACCCCUGAGCGAGGGCUGCCGCGCAGAGCUGGCCGAGAUCAUCGUGUACGCCAAAGUGCUGGCGCUGCACCAGGAGGUGUACAGCAUGUACAACUACCUGCCGUGGCAGUACGAGGCCAGCGAUGGGGGGCUCUUCUACUCGGCCGAGAUCGAGAUGCUGUGCGACCAGGCGUGGGGCAGCAUGCUGGAGGUGCCUGCGGGCUCCAGACUCAACCUCACGGGCCUGGGCUACUUCUCGUGCCAUUCCCACACCGUGGUUCAGGAUUACUCCUAUUUCUUCUUCCUCAGGAUGGAUGAAAAUUAUAACCUGUUGCCUCAUGGGGUCAAUUUUCAAGAUGCCAUCUUUCCAGACACUCAAGAGAACAGAAGGAUGUUUUCCAGCCUUUUCCAGUUUUCAAACUGUUCUCAAGGGCAGCAGCUGGCGACUUUCUCCAGUGACUGGGAGAUCCAGGAAGACAAUAGGCUCAUGUGUUCCUCGGUGCAGAAGGCCCUAUUUGAGGAGGAGGACCACGUAAAGAAACUGCAGCAGAAGGUGGCCACCCUCGAGAAGCGAAACAAGCAGCUCCGAGAGCGGGUGAAAAAGGUGAAGCGGUCUUUGCGGCAGGCUCGGAAGAACACCCGCCACCUGGAGCUGGUGAACCAGAAACUCAGCGAGAAACUGGCGGUGCCCGCUGGCCGGAUCCCGCACAUCAACGCCCUGAAGCCGGAACACGCCCGCGCCACCUAUCUACGGGGCUAA
This is a messenger RNA of Trichechus manatus latirostris (Florida manatee), 825 nucleotides long. It is a transcript of the gene CCDC3, whose product is annotated as coiled-coil domain containing 3. The record is from RefSeq and is a predicted model, not a curated record. The coding region runs from base 1 to 825 and encodes 274 amino acids. Lineage: Eukaryota; Metazoa; Chordata; Mammalia; Sirenia; Trichechidae. The transcript has 3 exons. Gene Ontology annotation, biological process: negative regulation of gene expression. Gene Ontology annotation, cellular component: extracellular region.